CCCAAAAUAGGCUCAUUGCCUUAGAACCCAAAACUCCCCAUGCCCUCCAAAACAAUGAAUAUCCAUUCUCCAUCAUACAUUCUUGCAACAUUCAUUGCAAUCACAACAAUAAGCAACAAUGUUGUCGUUACAGAGGGCGUGAUAGGCAUAAACUGGGGACGUUCGACCGCACAACGCCUGAUCCCAUCUGUCGUGGUCGACCUCCUCUUGCAAAACCAUGUCCCGGCCGCUAGGGUUUACACGUCCGAGGAAGACCUACUGCAGGCGUUUGUCGGGAGCGGCAUCGACCUCAGCAUCACUAUUCCUGAGUGGACCGAGGUUGCAACCUACGACCUCGCCCAAGCUUGGGUCCGCCAGAAGUCUCCCUGGUUCGGACCCUCCAACAUAAAGUGCGUGAUGAUCGGGACCGAAAUAUUCGGCCUGGGGAUGAACGAUACGGAACUCCAGAGGCGGAUGAUCGACGCCUUCAACUACACCCAACUCGCGCUCAACGAUGCUGGCUACGGGCACAUCAAGGCCACGUUUCCACACCCUUUAGCCGUACUCGAUGAGUUUAAGAAGCCGUCCGAGGCCGUGAUCAGGGAGUCGGUUCGGACCCAGUUCUUGAGGCACCUCGACAUUGUCCGGGAAAGCGGUGCCCCCGUCAACAUCGAGUUCUUCCCGGUCGAGCUCAUGCGCAUCCUCAAUAUCACCGACCUCAGUUUUGCCAUCGCCGACGGCCGCUCAUCCCAUGCCAUAACUGACAUCGGCGGCGCCGUCUACACGGACGUGUUUGAGUUCUCGUACGACGCGUUCGCGUGGGCCCUCGAGAAGCUCGGGUACGGUGAUGUCAGGUUCGUCGUCACCCAGGUCGGGUGGCCCACCGAUGGGUUCAUCAAUGCCAACGUCACCACCGCCGAACGAUUCCUUGGGGCCCUUCUCCCGUUCGUCGCCAGCGGCCGCGGGACCCACAAGCUCCCGGGGAAGCCGAUCGACAUCUAUGUGCACGCGCUCACGGACGAGAACCUGAACCCGCCCUUCCUCGCGUACGGACGCCACUGGGGGAUCUACCGGUCAAACGGCGAGCCCAAGUACCGGGUCGACCUCACGGGCCAGGGCCGGGUUAUGUUCCCGGCCAGGGCCCGCGGGAUCAGGCGAAUGCCCAACCGGUGGUGCGUGCUUGGGCCCACGGAGGACGGAGACGACGAGAAGGUGGAGGAGGCGUACUUGUUUGCGUGCGCGACGGGGGACUGCACGAGCAUGUACCCUAAGGGGUCGUGCAGCGGGCUCGACAGGUGGCAGAACGUGUCGUACGCGUUCAACAUGUAUUUCCAGGCAUUUUUCCAGGAUGAAAGGGCGUGUAAGUUCAAUGGGCUUGGACGGGUUGUGACCGAGGACCCGUCGACAGUCGGGUGCGUGUUCCCGGUGGAGGUCGUGAAAGGCCAGCAGGAGAAUUUCAAGAAUGUUACCGAGAGUAUGGCCACCGGAAAAGGGAACAGAGCUCGUCGGCUUCCUGGGCUCGCCGGAAAUCUCGUGCUUCUGGUUUCGACGUUUUGGGCAUUGUUAUUACUCCACGGCCGUUAGGGCAUUGUUAUUACUCCACGGCCGUUAAGUCACGACUCACGAGUGUUUGCGAAGACGAAACGGAUGCACGUGUAAAAAUCUUGUAGUAGUAAUCUCUUGUCGCUUCAGUACCGAACUGAUAAUUAAGUCUUGUCGAGCCCAACUGUUUGCGAACAUUGGGGAUUAAGAGGAAGGGGUACAAAAGCUGUUGGGAGGAUGGAUAAUAGAUAGAAUUAGGAUGACAUGGGGAGCUCGUUGCCUUACAGCCCAAAACUCCCCAUGCCCUCCAAAACCAUGAAUAUCCAUUCUGCAUCACGCAUUCUUGCAAUAUUCAUUGCAAUCACCACAAUAUGCAACAAUAUCGUGGUUACGGAGGGCGGCGUGAUAGGCAUAAAUUGGGGACGUUCGACCGCGCAACGCCUGAUCCCAUCUGUCGUGGUCGACCUCCUCUUGCAAAACCACGUCCCGGCCGCUAGGAUUUACACAUCUGAGGAAGACCUAUUACAGGCGUUUGCCGGGAGCGGCAUCGACCUCACCAUUACCAUUCCCGACUGGAAGAAGGUUGCAACCUAUGACCUCGCCCAAGCUUGGGUCAGCAAGAAGUCUCCAUGGCGCGUCAUGGUUGGGACCGAAAUUUUCGGCAUGGCGAUGAACGACACCCAACUCCAGAGCCGGAUGAUUGACGCCUUCAACUACACCCAAAUUGCUCUCAACGACGCCGGCUACGGUUACGUCAAGGCCACGUUUCCACACCCUUACAUCAUACUCGACGACUUUGCGAAGCCAUCCGAGGCGACGAUCCGAGAGUCAUUCCGGACCCAGUUCGUGAGGCACCUCGACAUCAUCCGGGCAAGCGGUGCCCCCGUUUGCAUCGAGUUCUUCCUGGUCGAGCUCAUGCGCGUCCUCAACAUCACCGACCUCAGCUUCGCCAUAGCCGACGGGCGCUCGUCCCACGCCAUAACCGACGUCGGCGACGCUGUCUACACUGACGUGUUCGAGGUUGCGUACGACGCGUUCGCGUGGGCCCUCGAGAAGCUCGGGUACGGCGAUGUCGAUUUCAUCAUCACCCAGGUCGGGUGGCCCACUGACGGGUUUAUCAACGCCAAUGCCGCCACCGCCGAGCGGUUCUUCGAGGCACUUCUCCCGUACGUUGCUAGCGAUCGCGGGAGCCACAAGCUCCCGGGGAAGCCGAUCGACAUCUACUUGCACGCGCUCACGGACGAGAACCUGAACCCGCCCUUCCUCGCGUACGGACGCCACUGGGGGAUCUACCGGUCAAACGGCGAGCCCAAGUACCGGGUCGACCUCACGGGCCAUGGCCGGGUUAUGUUCCCGGCCCGAGCCCGCGGGAUCAAGCAAAUGCCUCAUCGGUGGUGCGUGCUUGGGCCCACGGAGGACGAAGACGACAUGAAGGUGGAGGAGGCGUACUUGUUUGCGUGCGCGACGGGGGAUUGCACGAGCAUGUACCCCAAGGGGUCGUGCAGCGGGCUCGACAGGUGGCAGAACGUGUCGUACGCGUUCAACAUGUAUUUCCAGGCAUUUUUCCAGGAUGAAAGGGCGUGUAAGUUCAAUGGGCUUGGACAGGUUGUGACCGAGGACCCGUCGACAGUCGGGUGCGUGUUCCCGGUGGAGGUCGUGAAAGGCCAGCAAGAGAAUUUCAAGAAUGUUACCGGAAAAGGGAACAGAGCUCGUCGACUGCCCGAGCUCGCCGAAAUUCUUGUGCUUCUGGUUUUGACGUUUUGGCCAUUAUUAUUACUCUACGGUUAAGUCA
Messenger RNA from Striga asiatica, 3313 nucleotides. The record is from the annotation of a GenBank genome assembly. Lineage: Eukaryota; Viridiplantae; Streptophyta; Magnoliopsida; Lamiales; Orobanchaceae.